Molecule: messenger RNA, 2472 nt
Organism: Aspergillus mulundensis
Lineage: Eukaryota; Fungi; Ascomycota; Eurotiomycetes; Eurotiales; Aspergillaceae
Exons: 3
Coding region: 1-2472 (823 amino acids)
Source: RefSeq, a predicted model, not a curated record
AUGGAGGCCUGUCAUCCUCAGCAUGCGUGGUCGGAUGAGAGUAGCAUGGCGUGGGACCCCGACGAUUCCCAUGUGCCCUCCGGGCCCCUCGAGCAUGCGCCACGUCGUCCUCCGUUACCCUCUCUCGACGCUAUUGAGUAUCUCUCCGAUUCUUCAAGUUCAGAUAACAUCUUGGACACAGCAAUUCGUCGUCGUCGUCCAACUACGACCACGGCAUUUGAUGACGACACCCAUCAUACCACUCAGCCGAUCCGACUUCCUUACUCGAUGGUACCAUUCAUUGGAGGAUUUCGCUGCGAAUGGUCCGGAUGCACCAGAUCCACCGUUUUCAGGCGAGAGGCCGAUGUCCUGGGACAUAUCAGAACAAUCCAUCUCCCCGACUACCGGUGCCCUGAUGAUGGAUCCGGACAGGCGCCCGGGGGAGAAGGUCACCUCAAUCGGCAUUUUGAGCGACGACAUAGCGACCCUCUAGCUGAGAGAAGGCUGAUGGGCGAUGAGCCUGGAAGAGAGCGUGCCCAAGCUCGAAGCGCAACCUGGUUCACGUCUACCUGGGAGCUGCCAUACGUUUUAGAUGGCAUACCAGAAAAUGAGCGCUUGCGUUUCGUCCUGGACAGCAUUACUUUGACGAUGUCCGAAAGAGGUGUCAUAGUACAGACGUGCAAUGAGUUCAUUCAAGGACGGUAUGGGCGGGCUGGGGUUGAUUUACUCGCUGGGCUUUUGACGGCUGUCGGGUCAGAUGAUGGCAGAUAUACAAGCCUUGACAUUCGUGCUCGCUGUUCCAAGAAUGAUGUCUCGGUUUCACUGGCCGAAUCCUUCACCAUUCUCCAGGGCAUGUUAGUGUGGCUCUCACUUACCUUCCGUCCGCCCAAAAAAGACACCAUCUGCUUCUCUACAGGCAACAUUGACAGCACUGGUCUCACUCUACAAGGACUCUCACCAGCAGCAUCAAAUGGUGCAUCUUGUUGGUUCGGCCUCUUCGAGAGCGCAGUCGUUGCGGUGGACCCCCAUAUCCAGACCAGCCAGACCAGGUAUCUCGAAACCAAUUUCGCUCUGUUGCUUUACCUAGCAGCAGUGGAGUAUCCAGUCCUAUUUGAUGGCGGCCUGGUGCUGAUGGGGUACUCGACGGCUCUGGUUCCAGUGAGGCGCAUCGACGACGAAACCACACUCUGGCAUUUGGAAACAGCCGAUCAUGACUCCCAACUCAAGAUGUCGAGCCUCAAAGCACUCAGAGGGGAUUGGCUCAAAGUUACCGAGCUGAGGGGACUUGGAACGAAGAAGGCCUUGCUCGGCUGGUGCCCUGAAGCCAUUACACUGCUUGGGACAGGCCAACUGGACACGGUCGAGUGGUCGAAUGCGAAAGCGAAAAGAUCCUCCUGGGCUUGGACGGGGGCAAAUUUGCAAUUUAUAGCCGCCUCGGCGGCUCCCUUCCAACUCGGUGGCCAGGCUGGUCUGACAUUCGAUCGCUCAAUCAACACCUUGCGAUUCAGUGCUGAGAGAAACUACUUCAAGUGUUUGAGUAGUAGUGCAAAGGAGCAAAUUGUCAUCUAUGAUGUUGAGUGCUCGAGGGCGUGGCUCGUUCCAUUGAUAUGCGUGUUCCAUGAGAUGCUGCGGGCGUACUGGCGGACGGUUCCGUCACAAUUCCGACAGGCUGAUAUACCGGCAGCGAGUCCCAGCUUCGACGGGGCAUCAGCAGCCCUGGCAGCCCUCUGGAACAGUGGUGGGACUGUUGUCGCCAUCUCCCCGGAUGAUCGGCUCACCAUCCGUGACCUAAUUCUAGGAUUCUCGACAAAUCUCUCCCGGGCUGUAUUGCAUCGCCCCAACCGUAAAGAGAUAUACGGAUAUGAAGUUAUGGAUCUCACCAUGGACUCUUCCAAGAGCGAUCUAAAGAGGUGUCACAUCAAGAAACAAGGACUGCCCUGGAUAACGCUGUUGGAGCAGGUUAAUUGCCUUUUCUGCUCCAAACUUGGCGAAGCCAUCCACGGUUCACGGGGUGAUACAUAUGAUUCGCCCUGCAAUCAGGUCCCAGAAGGCCGCGACUGGCUCGUUGCGACCAUGCGCAGCAUCAACGAACUGAAUGCAAGGCACGGCGGCCAUUGCCUACCAGGCAUUCGUCGACUUUCAGAUCAGCAUCAAUGGCUAAUGACAGGGUCGCCUUUCGAAAAAUGCGGGCAUCCAAAUGGAGGCCAGGCGUCCUGUUGGGAGUCAGGCGCUUUGAUCCAAGAAAUCCAGACAACCCGUGGGCGAAAAGCCCAACAAUACGACAAGGACCCUUUGUACUCCGAAAAUGGCGCCGUUGUAUUUGGUCGCCCAACUGGGUUUCCGAUAUCACUCUGCCAGAUCCCUGGGUUGAGCAUGAAAAACAAACAGAGUGUCCCGGGGUACUCAUCUCAAAGCUCUGUAAUUGCUUCUUUGCCAAUCUCAUCCCAGGGACAGCAUGAUGUGAUUAUGACUAUGCCAUCCAAUGUUGUUUAG